Penicillium canescens is the source of this 2154-nucleotide messenger RNA. Its product is annotated as ABC transporter ATP-binding protein. Gene Ontology annotation, cellular component: membrane. The transcript has 3 exons. Lineage: Eukaryota; Fungi; Ascomycota; Eurotiomycetes; Eurotiales; Aspergillaceae. The coding region runs from base 1 to 2154 and encodes 717 amino acids. Gene Ontology annotation, biological process: transmembrane transport. Gene Ontology annotation, molecular function: ATP hydrolysis activity; ABC-type transporter activity; ATP binding. The record is from RefSeq and is a predicted model, not a curated record.
AUGAAGCUCUUCGGGCAACUCUCUGGUUACCCCAAGCUUCUCCUGGCUGGCAACCCCUCACGAGCCGAGCUGGGGACACUUUUGCUUGGUAUAUUGUCCGCGAUUGCAGCAGGUGUUCCAUUUCCAAUCAUUGGCAUUGUCUUCGGUCAACUGCUCGACGAUUUCAACGAUGUUACUUGCAGUCAAUCCGACGGAACCGCGUCCUCCAGCUCCGACUCCAGCUCUCAAUCCGACAUCAACAGUAAAAUCUUGUUGAUCGUGUAUCUCGCCAUUGCGCAAUUCGUUUUGAUUUAUAUGCACCUGCUAUGCUGGACCAUGACUGACAGGAACCGUCUUUUUGACAACUUGCCUGCUGGAGAGGUCGCUUCUCGUCUCAACACCGAUAUCCAGACGAUUCGUUCCGGUACUGCCGAAAAGGUUGGAAUUUGUCUCUCCAGUUUCUCCUUCUUCGUCACGGCGUACAUUGUCGCCUUCAUCAAGGAUUAUAUUCUGGCUGCGAUGCUCAUUUCAUUGGUUCCGGCUUAUUUCCUGAUGUCCUUUGUUGGAAGUCAUUAUAUUGAGAAAUACACCGGGCGCAUGUCCGACUACGCUGCUUCCGCCGCAUCGAUUGCUUCCGAGGCGCUUUCCAACAUUGUUGUGGUGCAGGCGUUCGGUGCCAACGGCCGUCUGGAGCAGAAGUUUUCCAAAGCUCUGAAGCAGUCGGAAACCGAGGGCUUGAAAAAGGCUGCUGCCACUGGUAUUCAGGCUGGUUUCCUAUACUUCAUUGCCUAUGGUGCGAACGGUCUGGCCUUCUGGCAGGGAAGUAAGCAGAUUGCCGAGUCACUGGGCACAGACUCAGCGGGUAAAACUGUUGGGUCUAUCUUCACUGUUAUCUUUGUCUUAGUGGAAGCUACUUUGCUCCUGAGUCAAGUUGCUCCAUUCAUUCAUCUGUUCACUCAGGCUGUGGCAUCGUACCAGAAGCUGCGUGACGACAUUGACCGCAAGCCUUUGAUUGAUGGAUCUGGUGAUGCUGGCAUUCGUCUCUCGCAGGCCGAGGGCGGAUUCGAGUUCAAGGAUGUUUCAUUCAUCUAUCCUUCUCGGCCUGAAAUUACUGUUCUUAACAAGAUCAGUCUCUCCAUUGCUCCCAAGAAGCACACUGCCAUUGUUGGUCUUUCCGGAAGUGGAAAGUCAACCAUCGCUGGUCUGGUUAACCGGUUAUACGACGCUACCGAGGGAGAGAUCACUUUCGACGGUCAUAACCUUCGCGAUCUCAACACCCGCGAUUUGAGAGGAUUCCUCAGUCUGGUCCAGCAAGAACCUUCUCUGCUUGAUCGGUCCCUUUUGGAGAAUAUUGCUCACGGUUUGAUGAACUCGAGCAACCCGGCCCACACACACCUGAAGACUACCCUUCUCAGUACUGACCUUUCGGAUGUCGCCAACGAAAUAAGGGAAGGCUCAGACCUGACCACAGCUGCUGAGAAGCGGGGUGCUGAAGUCGUCGAAAUUGUCGCGUUGGUCCGAAAGGCUGCUCAGCUCGCAGAUGCAGAUGGCUUCAUUGAGGCCCUGCAAUACGGAUAUGCCACUCUUGUCGGUUCCAGCGGACGUCUGAUCAGUGGUGGCCAGAAGCAGCGUGUCUCUCUUGCCAGAGCUCUUGUCAAGGAUCCGGCAGUUCUCAUCCUGGACGAAGCCACUGCUGCUUUGGAUUCUAGAAGUGAACAGCGUAUCCAGCGGGCUAUCAACAACAUUUCGACUGGCCGAACUGUCAUCACCAUCGCUCAUCGUUUGUCUACCAUCACCGGUGCCGACAAGAUUGUCUGCAUGCACAAGGGAGAUAUUCUUGAGGAGGGAAGUCACUCUGAAUUGAUGGCCCAGAAUGGUCCAUACUCUGAUCUCGUCAAGCUGCAGACUCUCGGGUCUGCCCCCAACAAGACUGAAUCCACUGUCAGCGUUGAAACUGUCAGCAAAUCUGAUGAUACCUCUAUCACAGAGGUUGACAACGAGAAGGGCAGUGUUUCAAAUGACACUGAACCCGCCAAGGAGGUUCAAGUCUCUACCACUGAGCAGCCAGCCCCUGAAUCAGCGGAGGAUGAGGAGGAUGAGCCCGAGACUCCCAAAAGAGCCUGUGGGCUCUUUGCAAAGGAUACGCACCCGCUGUUAGACCCCAUCUCCUUGUGA